Messenger RNA from Coniosporium apollinis CBS 100218, 867 nucleotides. RefSeq lists its product as uncharacterized. The record is from RefSeq and is a predicted model, not a curated record. Gene Ontology annotation, cellular component: cytoplasm. Lineage: Eukaryota; Fungi; Ascomycota; Dothideomycetes. The transcript is spliced from 5 exons. Gene Ontology annotation, molecular function: oxidoreductase activity, acting on the CH-OH group of donors, NAD or NADP as acceptor. Bases 1 to 867 code for a protein of 288 amino acids.
AUGGCAUCAAACAGCGUUCGAGGCAAGAUUGCUAUAGUCACGGGAGGUGGAUCAGGCAUCGGGCUAGCAUUCGUCGAUCUGCUUAAUUCGAAGGGCUGCAGCGUAGUGAUUGGGGAUCUCCAACUCAGGGCUGAAGCAGAAGAACUAGUGAACAAAGCUUCAAACGGCGCCAAAAUCCUGUUCAAGAAGACGGACGUCACGAAAUGGGAUGAGCUUGCUGGACUCUUUGAGUUCACAGAGAAAGAGCUUGGUGCACCAGAUAUAGUCUGCCCAGGAGCAGGCAUCUUCGAGCCAAGCUGGUCCAACUUCUGGGACGACACUGAAAACAACGGCUACAAGACCGUCGACAUCAACAUCAACCAUCCAGUAAAAGCCACGCGCCUAGCCAUUCGAUCGUUCCUCAAGGCGAACAAGCCAGGCGUCGUGGUCCAUAUCUCCUCCAUUGGCGGUCAGACCACUAGACUCUCGGUGCCGAUAUACUGCGCUACGAAGGCCUUCAUCAACCACUUCGUGCGCGGGAUGACCGAGUUGGAUGAAAGGGAGGGCAUCCGUGUUGUGGCUGUCGCACCUGGUCUCGUUAGAUCCCCGCUCUGGUUCAAGGAGAAUCCCGAGAAGCUCAAGUCGGUUGGCGAGAACGACCUUUGGAUCGAGCCGAGCGAGAUCGCAGAGGUCUUGCUCGCCGUAACUCAAGACCCAGCAUAUAAAGGCGGGACCGUCAUAGAGGCGUCGGGGCAAGGGCGAACGAGGAGGGUGGAGGUUUUCAACGACGCGGGUCCACCAGGUAUUGGACAUGCGGCCGGUGCAAACAUGUCGCUUGAAGAGGAUGUGCAUGCUAUGCUUGUAAAGGAACGACAGGCGAAACUGUAA